Messenger RNA from Chara braunii, 2647 nucleotides. The record is from the annotation of a GenBank genome assembly. NCBI's taxonomy places the organism in Eukaryota, Viridiplantae, Streptophyta, Charophyceae, Charales, Characeae.
GCGAACACGUGGCGGGCGGGUCCAUCCCUCCGGCGGAGCAGCAGCAACAGGUGCCGCAGCCGGGGAAGGAAGGGGAAGGGGAGGUGGUUCAGCAUGUCCAGUCCUCACGUCGACAGCUUCUUGAUCACGAAGGAGCUCCUCUCGAGAGUGGGCAGUAACGAUAGCAUCAUCGUCUUGACCCUCGGGAACUCUGCUUGGGAGGAUUUCAUCUUCAAUUGGGUGAUCUCUGCCAACAGGGCGGGCAUGGGUAAUUACUUGGUGGUGGCGAUGGACGAGCCUCUGCUGAGGACGCUUCACGAGAGAGGGAUCCCGGUUGCCAAGUCGAGACUGGGGUUUUUCGGCCCCGAUGCGGCUGCAUGGGGAUCCCCACAGUUCAAGGACAUGCAGAAGGUCAAGCCAGCCUUGAUGAUCGACGUGUUGGAAGCCGGAUUCGAUGUCCUGAUGGCCGAUGCGGACCAGGUAUGGUUCAGAAACCCCCUCCCCUACUUCCUCUCCCAUCCGGAGCCCGACAUUCUGUGCUCCACCGACUGCCCCGUUCCGUUGGUUGAUGACGGUUUCUUGCAGGGGCCAGGUUGGCUGGACGCCGUUGAUCCUGGCCCUUGGCCGCCGUGUGAUGCAAAGGGGUUCGACUUCAACGUGGGUCUCAUGCUAGUCCGGCGACGGGAUCCUUCGCUCCGGCUGCUCCGUGAGUGGGCCCUCAGACUCUCUGGUGCCAAUAACGAAGCGUGGGAUCAGCAGGUGUUCAACGACAUGUUGAAAGUGAUUCUCCCAUCUUCUACCUCCAAAGUAGUCUUCCCUUCAGGCAUCUACUAUCGUCUUUUCGACGGCCUGCUACUGCUCGGUGCACUGCCUCAGGGUCUCUUCUCUAAUGGCUUCUCCUUCUUCCACAGCGGGCUGCAUGCCGCCGUUCCGACGCCAGCUGCUUAUUCCCCCUCCUCAGAAUCUGCUUCAAUUGGAAGAGCUCCUCCUCCUCCUCCUCCUCCUCCUCCUCCUCCUCCUCCUCCUCCUCCUUUUCCUCCUCCUCUUUCGCAUGGAGGACUGACGUCACGGUUGUCUGGUCAGGAUUCCGUUGCAGUAACUGAUGCUAACGGAACAGGAGCGGAUGCAGUAGUAGUUGGCCCCUGCAAGAACAAAGACGAGGCCGUUAGCCACCGUUACCCCAAGCCGUUUGUGGUCCAUACAAACCACGAGUAUUCGGCGGACGUUAAGCGCAUGCAGCUGAGGGACUGCGCUCUCUGGGACGUGGACCCCCCUUCGUAUCUGUUUCCAUCGGAGAGGGGUUUCUUGCACUACCAACAGGUGAUUCCAGACGAACGGCUGGACGAGGCAGCCAGCGAUCCCGAGAAGAACCUCAGCUUGCGAAGGCUGCAGCUGGGGUGGUUGCGGGACGCUCUCGCCAUCGCCUUCCUGCUGGACAGGAUCCUCAUCAUGCCCACUCUGUUCGGUGAUUGGCCGUGGCGUUUUGGGCCCAGCCACAGGAAGGGAAAACUGGGGGGGGUUCGGUAUCGCGGAUGGACUGAUUACGUGCUAAACGUAGGGGCAAUGGAGCGAAACGGAGAUGGAGAGUUGAUUCGAGGGAGUGAAUUCUUGAGCAGUCGCUGGAUUGGCCAAGAUAUAUGGCGAUCUAGGCUGAGCGUGGGGGUACUGGAAGGGGAAGAAUUGGCACCGCUUUCUCCUCAGCUGACGCAUUCCACUCCCACACUGCCGCACAGGAGGAGGAGGAGACUCAGAAGGGGAAACCUUAGGAGGGUGGGCAAGAGGUGGAGGCGUCAUUCCCUGAGGGAAGAGAUGGAAGAGGAAGAGGAGAAGGAGGAGAAAGAGGAGGACGAAGAGGAGGAGGAAGAGGAGGAAGAGGGGGAGGAGAAGGAGGAGGAAGAGGAGGAGGAGGAAGAGGAGGAGGAGGAGGAGGAGGAAAGGAGGAGGAAGAGGAGGAGGAGGAGGAGGAGGAAGAGGAGGAGGAAGGAGAGAAGGUCAUCAACUAUGAUCGUGACGGCGCUGGCAUGGCAGUCUCACGCCCGUUUGAUAGAAAGCUUCUGGAGGUCGCGGGGACGACGAAUCUCACUAGUGAGCCGUCUGAUGACUCCCUUUACUGUGUCAAUGGCAGUCUCUUGGCGUGGGAGGUUGGGAUGUAGAAGGCGACACGUGUAAAGGUUACACGUAAUAUGACGGACGUCCAGGUGGCGUCUUGUUUUGGACCGUUUGGUCAUGUCAAACUACUAGAGUUCUCGACCAUGGAUGACGUGUUUGGUGGAUUUGUUAAUGUCUCGGACAGAGAUAUUUUCGUGAGCAAAUGGGGAAAAUAUGCGAAAGGAUUCCCAGACGAUGACGUGGGACUUCUCGACUCGUUCGUUGGAUAGAGAAAUGCGAGGCCACGUGUCGCCACACCCAGCGCUCCCGAGUUCCUGAUUUUUUUUUUUUUAUUAUUUUUUUUGGAAGAGUUCCUGUGUAUCGUCCACCACUUGGCGAUACAAACUGUAAAAUUAAUGGCACGAGAAGACGUUCUUUUAUUUCUCUCUUUUCCCUCAACGUUGAAACUCCAUGUCAUAAACAAGAUACGACGACAGGACACUCCCGGACGAUGGCUAGCGAAAACUCCGGGAGAUUCACGUAUGAUAGGGGAUUGAUGGAGUAAAUGACACGUGGCGUG